AUGCAGAACAUCGACACGAACGAUGAUUUAGAAAAAAUAGGUCAACAGCGCAGGUUCACCCAUCUGGGUGAGAACCGCUGGUUGAAGGUCACUGUUAUGCCUGCUAUCCGAUUGAAAUACAAAAACAUUAAUUUAGCUGAUAGUGUAGCAUUAAACGAACCAGUAGCGGAUAUCGAUGCAAGUCCCCUGAGCAGGUUCAAACGAAACAAUGGAGUCCGCGGAUCUUUUCGCGGUCAAACGCAGUCACAGUACUUACACUUCGGAGACAAUCAGGACGGAAAGGCGGAGGCGGAAGCAACACAGCACAGUUCUAGAGCGGUAGUUGUGGGUUCCAAUGGCAUGGGCCAGGCACAAAGCCAAUCGAUGGGGGCCGACUGCAGCUCUUGUUUCGAUGUUGGACAAGAUGGCAGGAGUUACGUGUAUGAUGCACGACCUGAUCCGCUAAGAGCACCCAGCGGUUACGAUUACCGAUCUCCAGGUGCCGGGGAUGAUAGGUUCCGUCCAGGAAGUGACACUUUUGAUCGGUUUUCCGUACCUGGUGGAAGACCAGGCGCAGGGACUGGAGUUGGUGGACCUGGUAGUACAGCUGGAGGUACAGGGACCGGUCAACUUCCUUCUGGAACAGGAACUGGUGGAACAGGUACGGGACAAUACUUUGGUGGUACUGGACAAUAUCCAGGUGCUACUGGAACUGGUCACGGAGGAACGGGUGCAGGAGGUGAUGGAAGCGCACGACCAGGAACUGUUGGGACCCCUGGAUUUGAUGCGUAUGGAAGACCAAUUCCAGGAACAUCUGGAAGACCCAUCGGAGGAACGGACUCCUAUGGAAGACCCCUUGGGCCAGACGGAAGACCUCUUGGACCGGACGGACGGCCUCUUGGACCGGAUGGAAGGCCUGUCGGACCAGAUGGAAGGCCUGUCGGACCAGAUGGAAGACCCCUUGGGCCAGACGGAAGACCUCUUGGACCGGACGGACGGCCUGUCGGACCAGAUGGCCGGCCACUUGGACCAGAUGGAAGGCCAUUUGGACCAGAUGGAAGGCCUCUCGGGCCAGACGGAAGACCUCUUGGGCCAGACGGAAGACCUCUUGGGCCAGACGGAAGACCUCUUGGACCGGACGGACGACCUUUAGGACCAGAUGGAAGGCCUCUCGGACCAGACGGAAGACCUCUUGGGCCAGACGGAAGACCUCUUGGACCUGAUGGAAGGCCUCUUGGACCAGAUGGAAGACCUCUAGGACCAGGUGGAAGACCUACUGGGCCAGAUGGAAGGCCACUUGGGCCGGAUGGAAGACCUCUUGGACCAGAUGGCAGGCCCCUCGGACCAGAUGGAAGACCUCUUGGACCAGACGGAAGGCCUCUUGGACCGGAUGGACGACCCCUUGGACCAGAUGGCAGGCCCCUCGGACCAGAUGGAAGACCUCUUGGACCUGACGGCAGACCCCUUGGACCAGAUGGAAGGCCUCUAGGACUGGAUGGCCGGCCCCUCGGACCAGAUGGAAGACCCCUUGGACCAGAUGGCAGGCCCCUCGGACCAGAUGGAAGGCCUCUUGGACCGGACGGCAGACCCCUUGGACCAGAUGGAAGGCCUCUUGGACCAGAUGGACGACCCCUUGGACCCGAUGGAAGACCCCUUGGACCAGAUGGCAGGCCACUAGGACCAGAUGGACGACCUCUUGGACCGGACGGAAGGCCUCUUGGAUCAGACGGUAGGCCUCUAGGACCAGGCGGAAGACCUACUGGACCAGAUGGUCGGCCCCUCGGACCAGAUGGAAGACCUCUUGGACCAGAUGGAAGACCUGUUGGACCAGACGGAAGACCUAUCGGACCAGAUGGAAGGCCUAUUGGUCCAGACGGAAGGCCUCUUGGACCGGAUGGUAGACCUCUAGGACCUGAUGGCAGGCCUCUUGGACCGGAUGGAAGGCCUAUCGGAGGCCCUGGAUCAACAGGGAUCCAUGGUGGACCAUCUCCAAUUGGUACACCUGGCGUACCAGGUUUUUACACUCCCGGAGGUCCGAAACCCCAGGUAAUGGGACCGUCAUUGGCUGAUAUCUCACAAGGUCCUUCAAGCAUCUACGGAGUUCCAGGAACUCAUACAGUGACACUUCCGGGUCACGACCAUACCGUUGUUAAUCCAACCGGAGGGCUAACAGUAUUAGUAGGCACUGGCAGUCCCAAGCAAACGGUUAUCGGUUCCGACAGCCGACUGGACGGUCAUGGACCGGUCAAAAUUAUUCCUGGUCCUGCCGACAGUUCCGGUCCACCGAAGCAAACUGUUUUUGCACACCCCGGCGGUGUGACGGUGCUUGUUGGAACGGGUGGACCUCAUCAAACCGUGCAUCAUCUACCGGUUUCCGGCAGUUACCCUAUCGGACCACAAACCAUUCAAACGGGAACAGGAAUAGCGCAUCCUGGUAUUUAUCAUCCCGGGAUGGUAGGUGGCACUGGAACCCAAUAUCCAGGAACGGCAGGCGCUGGACAAUAUCCAGGUCAAUACCAGCCUGGAGGCACAGGACCUGGAGGUCCUGGAACAGGAAUCUCAGGAGGAACGACUGGUACGGGCACAGGUACUGGAGCUGGACAACUUGCUGGAACUGGACAGUACCCAGGAGGUACUGGACACGCACAAUAUCCUGGAGGUCCGGGUGUUGGUACAGGGGCUGGACAGUAUCCAGGUGGAACUGGUAUUGGACAAUAUCCAGGUGGAACGGGAGCUGGGCAGUACCCAGGCGGAACAGGUGCUGGACAAUAUCCGGGUAGCGUAGGUGGAGGACAGUAUCCUGGUGGUGUAAGUGGAGGACAGUUUCCGGGUGGAACGGGUGCUGGACAAUAUCCUGGUGGAACAGGUGCAGGGCAAUACCCAGGUGGAACAGGAACGGGACAAUAUCCAGGCGGCACAGGGGCUGGACAGUAUCCCGGUGGAACAGGAGCCGGACAGUAUCUAGGAGGAACAGGCGCCGGACAACAUCCAGGUGGAACGGGCGGAACAGGGGCUGGACAAUAUCCCGGUGGAACAGGAUCCGGACAGUAUCCAGGAGGAACAGGUGCUGGACAAUAUCCUGGAGGAACAGGCAGUGGACAAUAUCCUGGAGGAACAGGUGCCGGACAACAUCCAGGUGGAACGGGUGCUGGAAGAUAUCCAGGUGGUACUGGACAACACCCUGGAGGAGUCGGACAACAUCCAGGAGGAACAGGCGUAGGACAAUAUCCUGGUGGAACAGGUGCUGGGCAAUACCCCGGUGGAACAGGAGCCGGACAGUAUCUAGGAGGAACAGGCGCCGGACAACAUCCAGGUGGAACGGGCGGAACAGGGGCUGGACAAUAUCCCGGUGGAACAGGAUCCGGACAGUAUCCAGGAGGAACAGGUGCUGGACAAUAUCCUGGAGGAACAGGCAGUGGUACUGGACAACACCCUGGAGGAGUCGGACAACAUCCAGGAGGAACAGGCGUAGGACAAUAUCCUGGUGGAACAGGUGCUGGGCAAUACCCCGGUGGAACAGGAGCCGGCCAGUAUCCAGGAGGAACAGGGGUUGGGCAAUUACCUGGCGGAACAGGUGCUGGACAGUAUCCUGGAGGAACAGGCGCCGGACAGUUUCCAGGCGGAAAAGGUACUGGACAAUAUCCAGGUGGUACAGGAACAGGAGCAGGACAAUAUCCUGGUGGAACAGGUGCUGGUCAAUAUCCUGGUGGAACAGGUACUGGUCAAUACCCGGGAACAACAGGAGCAGGACAAUACCCUGGCGUACCAGGUGCUGGACAAUAUCCCGGUGGAAUAGGCACGGGACAAUAUCCAGGUGGAACAGGUAUGGGACAAUAUCCAGAAGGAACGGGGGCCGGACAGUAUCCAGGCGGUACAGGUGCUGGACAAUAUCCUGGGGGAACUGGCUCUGGACAGUAUCCAAUUGGACCUGGAACAGGAGUAGGACAACCUGGAAUUGGAGGUACAGGAUCUGGACAGUAUCCUGGAGGAGUCGGUGUUGGACAACUUCCAGGAGGUACCGGAACGGGACAAUACCCAGGGGGAAUGGGCACGGGACAGCUUCCAGGUGGCGGUGUAGGUGGUGGACAAUAUCCAGGAACCGGAACUGGAUCAGGCACUGGACAAUAUCCGGGUGGAACAGGUACCGGACAAUACCCUGGAGGAACAGGAAUCGGACAAUACCCAGGAGGUACGGUUGCCGGACAAUAUCCAGGAGGAGCAGGUAGUGGUGGCCGGUACCCGGGAGGUACGGGUACCGGUCAGUAUCCUGGGGGUACGGGUACUGGUCAAUAUCCAGGCGGAACUGGAACUGGUAUUGGUCAAAAACCAACCAGUAUAGAUCAAUAUCCAAGUACGAUAACUCAGGGAGGUUCCGUAGUAAGCGGAGGUCCUCAAACCAUUCAGGCCGUAUCGGACGAUGACGAUUCGUUUUCGCAAGCGGAAUCAUCGGUGAAUAAUGGACAGGCUAUUGCCAGCGCACAGGGUCGUAAAAAUGGUGGCACGGCACAAACGCAGCCCAAACUUUAUCAUGGAGGACGUCGACUUCAACGAAACUGCAAGGAGCAACAGCGGCAAUUAAAGCGGACCAUCAACGGUGUAGCGAAGUUCGUUGAAGGCUUCACAAUGGAACGGCACGAAAACCAGAUCGAUGUCCGGUUGGACAUGUUGGAAGAUGCGAUGCGGAGAUUCUACAAAGUACAGCGGAAGAUGAAGGUGAUCCUCGACGAAGAAGACCUCGAAACCAAACUAGAAUCAAAAGAAUCCGAAAGUCAGCGGGAAAAACGUAUUCAAUCCAAGAUCGCUAAGCGUGAGGCUGAUUUUGAUGAGGCUGCAUCCCAGGUCGAAGAGGUUUACUGCACAGCGAAAUCUUCCCUGGUGGCCUUCAAGAGAAAAAAGCAAGUGUCAGUCGAAUUGUCAGAAUCUUCUACAAGUUCGGUUAUGUCUAGCGUGAAACUUCCUGAAAUCCAGCUGCCCCAUUUCAGUGGAAGAAUCCGAGAAUGGAUCACCUUUCGCGACAUGUUCCAGAGUCUCAUGCACAACAACGGUCUACUUUCCCCAAUCGACAAAUUCACCUACUUGAGGUCAUCGGUGACGGACGAAGCACUCCAGGAAAUCGGCUCUAUUGAAAUUACGGCGGCAAACUACCAAGUGGCAUGGAGUAUAUUGGAAACAGGCCUCGGCAUCGUCGAAAUAAAAAAUCGAAAGUGA
Molecule: messenger RNA, 5187 nt
Organism: Uranotaenia lowii
Lineage: Eukaryota; Metazoa; Arthropoda; Insecta; Diptera; Culicidae
Product: collagen alpha-1(I) chain-like
Exons: 11
Coding region: 1-5187 (1728 amino acids)
Biological process (GO): extracellular matrix organization
Cellular component (GO): extracellular matrix
Source: RefSeq, a predicted model, not a curated record